UGUCGUUAUGGUAACAUACCACCUGUUUGUAGAUGGAAGCUAACAAACAAAGCAGUUGCUAAAACUUUGUUAUCCCUGCUAACAAGUGCACGCAUUUAAGCCAGUAUUUAUUUUACGGCUGUUAUAGCAUUAUGGCAAGCUACAGAGCACCAGAAUCCAAACGAGAGCAGUUUCGAAGAUAUCUUGAGAAAUCAGGAGUGCUGGACACCCUGACAAGCAUUUUAGUGGCACUUUAUGAAGAACCCGAGAAGCCUAACAACGCUCUUGACUUCAUCAAGCUUCAGCUCGGGGCGGCUGGUCCAGAGCCAGCAGAUGCUGAGGCCCUGCGGAUGGAGCUAGCUGAUCUCCAGCAGAAGUGUAACCUGCUCAUGAAGGAAAACGAAGAGCUACGGAACAAGCUGAUGCAGUUUGAGACGUCGCCUGCUGAAGGGGACGGAGAGUAGCGUCACCUUUGCUUUUUUUGGGGGUGAAAAAAAGUUAUCCAACACUGGCCUUUUUGUAUAAAAUGUAAAUGUUUAUUAAGUAAUAAUGGAUGAAGAGUGACCGCAGAAUCACUGUCAUUUUUUGUUGUUUGACAAGCAAAUUUGCUCCUGAAUAAAUUUUUUUCCCCAGCA
This is a messenger RNA of Oryzias latipes (Japanese medaka), 614 nucleotides long. It is a transcript of the gene mycbp, whose product is annotated as MYC binding protein. Gene Ontology annotation, molecular function: transcription coactivator activity. The record is from RefSeq and is a predicted model, not a curated record. Lineage: Eukaryota; Metazoa; Chordata; Actinopteri; Beloniformes; Adrianichthyidae. Gene Ontology annotation, biological process: regulation of DNA-templated transcription. Gene Ontology annotation, cellular component: nucleus.